GGGGACAUCCGAGGCGUUGUCGGGGAUAAACCAAACGCACGCUCGGGCGACGGAACGCUGAGCUCGCGCUAAUCCGCAUUUCAGGGCACGCGCUGGAGAAGAUCAAAUAAACAAAAGCGUUAUUUCAGAAAUCUGACACCACCAUGACUGCAGAGGAGAUUAUAAACAUUAAAGAAGCUGAGAUCAUCAAGCUGAUCUUGGACUUUCUCAACUCCAGAAAGCUUCACAUAAGCAUGCUUGCUCUAGAAAAGGAGAGCGGAGUCAUCAAUGGUCUUUACUCAGAUGAUAUGCUUUUUCUGAGGCAACUUACAUUAGACGGGCAAUGGGAGGAAGUUUUGCAGUUCAUUCAGCCAUUGGAGUGCCUGGAUAAAUUUGACAGAAAGAGGUUUCGAUAUAUAAUCCUAAAACAAAAAUUUCUGGAAGCUCUCUGUGUAAACAAUGCCAUGUCUGCAUCAGAUGACCCUGAGAAUCUUGAGCUUUCCAUGCAAGAAGCUGUCAAAUCCCUCCAUGCACUGGAAGAAUUCUGCCCAACCAAAGAAGACUACAGCAAACUUUGCUUGCUUCUGACCCUCCCCCGCCUCACCAACCAUGCUGAAUUCAAAGACUGGAACCCCAGUACUGCCCGCGUCCACUGCUUUGAGGAGGCCUGCUCCAUGGUGGCUGAAUUUAUCCCUGCGGACCGUAAACUGAGCGAAGCAGGCUUCAAAGCCAGCGGGGACCGUCUCUUCCAGCUCUUAAUUAAGGGAAUACUGUACGAGUGCUGCGUCGAGUUUUGCCAGAGCAAGGCGACUGGAGAGGAGAUCAAUGAAGAGGAAGUUCUUCUAGCUGUGGAUGUUCUUUGUGGUAAUGGUUGUGAGGAACUGGACUUGAGUUUGCUCUCAUGGCUUCAGAACCUCUCAUCAUCCGUCUUUGCCUGUGCAUUUGAGCAGAAGACCUUGAACAUCCACGUGGACCGCGUCGUCAAACCCACCCGGACAGGUCACGCAGACCUUCUCACCCCUCUCCUCACCAAACUUUCACCCUGCCCGGCUUCGCCCCUGAGCCGACCCCAAUCGGCAGAUACGUACAUGUCACGGUCUCUCAAUCCCGCCCUGGACGGAUUGUCACACGGCUUGGCAGGAAGAGAAAAGAAAAUCUUGGAAGCUGAUGGAAAAACAACAGCCAUGUCGCAGUCUUUCGCUAACUUUGGGUAUCCUUCUGGGUCAAAUUCAAGCCGAAAUGCUCUGGAGGGCAGUGUCUUUACUGAAUCUCCAGACAGAGCACAAACAAAGGUAGAGAAGAUAAGCGGCUCGGGAACCAACUCUCUGCAUCCUCCUCUGACUCCUGGGAAGGAUGGUGGCAACAUGGCUGCAGGUGAAAAGUCUGAGGAGCAGAUUCAGGAGUUCCAGCGUCAGCGGUUGCGGGUGCAGCAGCAUCUCGAGCAGAAGCAGCAGCAGAGGCAGCUGUAUCAUCAGAUGCUGGUGGAAGGUGGAGUUCAUCCUCCAAACCAGCCAUCAGACGCUGCACAACACAACCUCACACAGAAGUUUCUGAACAGGUCUAUUCAGAAACUGGAGGAACUGAAUGUGGCAGUGGGCAUGGAAGAUCUUGGAGAAGAUGUUCAGGCUUUGGUCCAGCAGUGUAAUGGAAUGACAGCCCCCACGGCCAGUAAACAAACACCUGAUGUCGGAUUAGGCCGGAACAAGGCUUCGGUGGUCAGCAGCACCCCUCAAAAGGGAGGAGGCCGGGGCAUUCCUUCACUGGACGAGUCCCCUGUGUUGGUCAGCCAGAGUGUGUUUCAGGACGAGAAACUAAAAUCCCCAUUCAUCGCAGUACAGACGCUGGAGGACACACAGGCUUUGCGAGCAGUUGCCUUCCACCCUUCUGGGGCCCUCUACGCAGUGGGAUCAAACUCCAAAACACUGCGUGUCUGCACCUACCCACAAUCCCUCAAAGCUAGUGCUCAAAGUCCAGUAAGGCAGCCUGACAUCUGCUUUAAACGUAUUAAGCACCAUAAAGGCUCCAUCUACUGUGUUGCCUGGAGUCCCUGUGGGCAGCUGCUUGCCACGGGCUCCAAUGACAAGUAUGUCAAAGUUCUUCCUUUCAACGCAGACACCUGCAACGCCACAGGGCCAGAUCUAGAGUUCAGCAUGCAUGAUGGCACUAUCAGAGACCUGGCGUUUAUGGAGGGCCCAGAGAGUGGAGGCGCCAUUCUCAUUAGUGCUGGGGCUGGAGACUGCAACAUCUACACGACCGACUGCCAGAGAGGACAAGGCCUUCACGCUCUCAGCGGCCAUGCAGGACACAUACUGUCUCUGUACACCUGGGAUGGGUGGAUGAUAGCAUCUGGUUCUCAGGAUAAAACAGUGAGGUUCUGGGAUCUACGUGUGCCCAGCUGUGUGAAAGUGGUCGGGACAGCUCUGCAUGGAACAGGAAGUGCAGUGGCCUCGGUGGCAGUGGAUCCCAGUGGGCGGCUCAUGGCCACCGGAUUGGAGGACUGUCGCUGCAUGCUUUAUGACAUCAGAGGUGGUCGAACCGUCCAGGCGUACAGCCCACACACCAGUGACGUUCGCUCUGUCCGCUUUUCUCCUGGUGCGCACUAUCUGCUCACUGGUUCCUAUGACAACAAAGUCAUGAUCACUGAUCUUCAAGGGGAUCUCACCAAAACUCUGCCAGUUACUGUAGUUGCUGAACACGGUGAUAAAGUGAUCCAAUGCCGGUGGCACACCAGAGACCUCUCCUUUCUGUCCUCCUCAGCUGAUAAGACUGUCACACUAUGGGCGUACCAGCCUUAACCUACACCAGUCUGCAGACAAAAGAAAAGAAAUAGCACAGAACAACUUAUCCUUCGGGACUAAAAAAAAGACACAUUAAAUACUGAAGAAAAAAAAUGACUGGAUAUUGAAAUGUUCAAUUCUUAAACCUAGUCACGAGUCAACAUUUGGAAACGCAUGUCCACUGAAGAAGCAGCUAUAUAAACAUCUCCGAAAAAUACCAAAAUAGCUGACUUUCACAUAAACACGUAGCGUUGAUUCUGUGUUUUGCUGUUAUAAAUUCUUGUUGAAUGACAAAUGUGAGAAAAUGUGAGCUAAAUUGUGCCUUGGAGUUAUUUUCUUUGUAGUUACACUUAUUAAAUUGAAUGUCUUGUAAAUAUGAGCUUGAUGAACUGAUCAAGGCAUAGUUACAGAUGUAUAGCACAUUGCACUAUGGACAUUAUUGUUCAGUAGAUUUUGUCUACUCAGUAGAUGAAGUCACGUCAUGAUAUCAUAGCACUUGCGGAUGUCUUCAUGCAGCAUGAAUAUUCAUCUCAUUAUUUAAAUGUAAAUAAACCAACAUUGUAAAUAUUGAGGAAUAAUGUUUUGAGAAAGUCAUCCUCAUUAGGGUGUUGCAUACAUUUGUUUUAGGAAUGAUUUUAUUUUAGAUUGUCAUUUUCCUUGUGCAUAUUUUUAUGCAUAAUAUGCAUCACUUUUGCACAAAUCAGCACCUUUCCUGUUGAGCCAGAUUAAAAAGGAUAGUACUCGCUCAAUCAUCUGUUGUACAAAGUAUGUUUAUUGUCGAUUCAUGUGAACAUGGAAAUAAACAUUC
Molecule: messenger RNA, 3564 nt
Organism: Myxocyprinus asiaticus (Chinese sucker)
Lineage: Eukaryota; Metazoa; Chordata; Actinopteri; Cypriniformes; Catostomidae
Product: WD repeat-containing protein 47-like
Exons: 14
Coding region: 144-2774 (876 amino acids)
Molecular function (GO): protein binding
Source: RefSeq, a predicted model, not a curated record